ACGAAGAGAUCUCAACCUCCACUUCCUGCUUAUUCUCUUCCUCCUUCCAUCAUUGAAUUUUCUCAAGCUUUUCACUCACUCCUCCAAUCACCUCUCUGCAAAAGUUAGGGCAAAAUUAGAUCUCUAAGGAGGAAGCUUGUUCUACGCUCACCUCCGCUGGUUUCGGUGUUUUCAUUCGAAGUUGUUUCAGCAAACUUUUCUUGUUUUUUUGUUGUUCUUUGUUUUUCAUGCGUCUCCUUUAAAUUAUACCUGCAAUGGACUCGAUAUGGAGCCACAGGAGCGCGCCAGAGGCUUUACAUUUUGUCAUCGCCAUCCAGUUCGCCUUUAGCUUCUUUGCCGCGAGGUUCUUACUCGACAGAUUCAUUUUUCGUAGGUUUGCCAUUUGGCUGUUGAGCAAAGGAGCUGCUCCACUGAAACUUGAUGAGGCUACCCAGUCAAAGAUUGUAAAAUGUUCGGAAUCAAUGUGGAAACUAGCAUACUAUGGAACUGUUGAAAUAUGCGUUCUAAAAAUUGCAUACAACCAACCAUGGUUUAGAGAUUCAAAUCAAUACUUCAAAGGCUGGCCAAAUGCGGAGUUGCAACUUCCUCUAAAAUUGUUGUAUAUGUGCCAAUGUGGGUUCUACUUAUAUAGCAUCGCUGCACUUCUUAUAUGGGAGACUCGGAGAAAGGAUUUCUCCGUCAUGAUGUCUCAUCAUGUAAUUACUGUUAUCUUGAUCGGAUACUCAUAUAUUACGAGAUUUUUCCAGAUUGGAUCGGUUAUUCUUGCGCUCCACGAUGCAAGUGAUGUCUUCAUGGAAGCUGCCAAGGUUUUUAAAUAUUCUGAGAAUGAACUUGGAGCAAGUGUCUUCUUUGGAUGUUUUGCCAUUUCAUGGCUCAUAUUGCGUCUUAUAUUCUUUCCAUUCUGGGUUAUAAAAGCAACAAGUUAUGAUCUCUGUGAGUACUUGAAGCUAUCAGAUGUGAAUUCCAGAUCGAUAUACUAUGUUUUCAACACAAUGUUGUUGAUGUUGCUUGUGUUCCACAUAUACUGGUGGUUACUCAUAUGCUCUAUGAUCAGUAGACAGCUGAAAAAUAGGGGGAAAGUUGGAGAAGAUAUAAGAUCUGAUUCUGAGGACGAGGAUUAGAUGAAGAUUGAAGAGUACUUUUUGGUAUUAUUAGUGAUGAUAGCUAUGGGGUAAUUAUUUUUGUAUUCCUUGUCUACAUUGGUUCAACGGGUUAAAGAAGUUACUUUCAUUUUCUCACUUCGCUUCCAUUUUUAGUGGUUAGGGAUACAGAUGUAUGUCCAUUGAGUGUAUCACUUCUCGAUAUAUUUAGCUUAUAAAUAGGAGAUUGGCGCAUCA
Cucurbita moschata (crookneck pumpkin) is the source of this 1337-nucleotide messenger RNA. Its product is annotated as LAG1 longevity assurance homolog 2-like. Gene Ontology annotation, molecular function: sphingosine N-acyltransferase activity. The record is from RefSeq and is a predicted model, not a curated record. The coding region runs from base 255 to 1121 and encodes 288 amino acids. Lineage: Eukaryota; Viridiplantae; Streptophyta; Magnoliopsida; Cucurbitales; Cucurbitaceae. Gene Ontology annotation, cellular component: endoplasmic reticulum; membrane. The transcript has 6 exons. Gene Ontology annotation, biological process: ceramide biosynthetic process.